Molecule: messenger RNA, 708 nt
Organism: Aplosporella prunicola CBS 121167
Lineage: Eukaryota; Fungi; Ascomycota; Dothideomycetes; Botryosphaeriales; Aplosporellaceae
Exons: 1
Coding region: 103-288 (61 amino acids)
Source: RefSeq, a predicted model, not a curated record
UUGCGUUGCGUCGCGCCCUCAUCGACAUGGGAUAGGUGGGUAGGUAGGUAGGGCAUCUGCCUAAUGGCAAUGACAAUUACAACGACAACGACGACAACAAUAAUGACGACGACGAUAGCCAACCACCCAAGCAGAAAACCACCCCACCACAGCAGCCACAACCCCAGCAACCGCACACCAUACCACUCCACUCCACACCACACCACAAAACGCAACCACAACAAAGACACAAGACACAAGCACAAGCCAGCCCACUCCAAUAGCACGCAGCAAUCUGACCUGAUCUGAUUUUUGCACCUGCACCUCCAUCCCAUCCCAACAACAACACCACCCAAAACCCUCUCAAAACCUCAAAACCUCAAACUUAAAAGCCGCAACAGUAACGGUAACGACAAACAAGCAGACAACCAAACAGCAGCAACAAAGACAAACCCCGCAGCCAUCAUAACCUCGUGACCUUCGUGAGCAAAGCAAAGCAAAGCAAAACAAAGCAGCCAAACAGCCAACAGCCAACCCCACAAGAGACAAAGCCGCGCCCUAACCUAACCCACCCCAACCCAAACAGCGUCACCGCGAGCCAGACACGUAGACGGCUAGCUAGGCAGGCAGGCAGGCAGACUCGUACCUACCUACCUACCUACCUACCUACCUACGCAAGAAAACGCGUCAAGGAUACGCCGAUACCGCCCCCCCCCCUCCCUCUCCCCC